Molecule: messenger RNA, 501 nt
Organism: Botrytis porri
Lineage: Eukaryota; Fungi; Ascomycota; Leotiomycetes; Helotiales; Sclerotiniaceae
Exons: 4
Coding region: 1-501 (166 amino acids)
Source: RefSeq, a predicted model, not a curated record
AUGAUUGAAAGUUUGGGAUCUCGAGUCAUCGACCGUAAGCCGUCGAGUCACGAUGAGGUCCAAAAGAUCGUCAUUCUCCAGCGAUUUCCUAAUCUCGUGAUUCUCAACUCGAAAGUACAACACUGGAAACAACUUCUACCUUCGAACUUUGCAUUCACGAAACCUCGGAGUAAUUUCACAACGAGCAAGAGCUUCCUAGCAUCAAGACAGAACAAAUCUUCGGAAACCCAAGACUUCACGAUGAGUUCCAACAGUGAACAACCUUCUCUAAAAACAGCCAUGACAACUUCAUCCCAAACUACCAUCACUCGACAACCUACUCCCCCACAGCAAAUGGAUACCCAAUCCAAUACUGAAGACAGCACAUCUCCAUGCGUGGAGGCUUGUGUAGGCACAGGUUACGUCGUUUUAUGCUCCCCUUUUCAAGGUUGUGGUAGUCUUGGUGGCGCCAGUAGUUGUGGUCAAAGUUGCGGUAAUUGUGAUUGCAACGGCGAUUGCUAA